AUGGUGGAUCAAACCCGGUCAAUGGAGUCCCGGACAGGGCGAAAAAACCAACGUUACGGAUCGAAAGGCGAAAGGCUCGUGGCCGGCGUGGUCCCGCUAUCAACGGAUAAGACGAAAGUCCUCAUGAUCCAGUCCGCCGGACGAGGCGGCUGGGUGCUUCCCAAAGGAGGGUGGGAAACCGACGAGGAUAGUGCUGAGCUGGCUGCCUGCAGGGAGGCCUGGGAAGAGGCUGGUGUCAUCUGCACGGUGCAGCAGGAUCUGGGCCUGAUUCCGGACAUGCGCCCGUCGACGCUGCUGACGAUGCAUGUCCCCAAGGCUUCGUACCAGUUCUUCGAAGUCACCGUGGAUCGCGAAGAGGAUCAGUGGCCGGAGAUGCACAAGCGAAAACGUCAAUGGGUCGCUUACGCUCAAGCGGCGGCGGCUCUUGCCAGUCUUCUCGACCACUCUAACGCACAUCCUUUCCCUGUCCCGUCUUCUCGAGUAGGCAGCUCGCAGCGCUGCUUCCACGCCGCCAUGGAUUAUGAAAUGGACAUCGAGCCCACAGGGCCCCAAGUGACCGUGCGAGAGGCCGAACCCUACCGCGUCGACUUCAAACUCAGCUCCGUCGACCUCGCCUUCGCCAACUCCGUCCGCCGCGCCAUGCUCGCCGAAAUCCCCACGAUCGCCAUCGACCUCGUCGAGGUCGAAAUGAACACCUCCGUGCUCCCCGACGAGUUCCUCGCCCACCGCCUGGGUCUCAUCCCCCUCAACUCCAAGAACUGCGACCAAGACGUCGAGUACACACGCGACUGCGAAUGCGAGGACCGCUGCUCGCGCUGCAGCGUCACCCUGUCCCUGCAUGCGCGCUGCACCGGCGACGAGGUCAUGUCCGUGCAUGCGCGCGACCUGGUCGUCAGCGGCGAGCGGGCCAACGAAUGGGUCGGCAACCCGGUCAUCACGGACCCUCAGGGCUUGGGUCCCUUGAUCGCUAAAUUGCGCAGCGGUCAGGAACUGAAGAUGACGUGUAUUGCGAAGAAGGGGAUCGCUAAGGAGCAUGCGAAGUGGGCGCCGACGGCGGCGAUCGGGUUCGAGUACGACCCGCAUAACAAUCUGCGACAUGUGGAUUAUUGGUACGAGGAGGAUGCCGCUAAGGAAUGGCCCAUCUCCCAAAACGCUACCUGGGAACAUGCCGCUCCCCCGGACCAACCAUUUGACUACGACGCCGAGCCCAACAACUUCUACUUUGACGUCGAAAGCAUCGGCAACCUGGAGCCGGAUAUGAUCAUCCAGCAAAGCAUCACGGUUUUGCAACGCAAACUCGCCUCGGUCAUCUCCGCCCUCUCCGGCUCCGCGGAAGGUGAUCACGGCGGUAUGAUGGGCGUCGAGGAGGAUGAUAUGAUGGGAGUGCGCAGCCCCGACGCCUACGAACCGCCGGAGGGCAUCGACGGUGGAUUCACGGCCUAUGCCAAUGGUAACGCCUCUGCCUGGGGAGCCAGUGCUGCCACUCCAUACGGCGCGACCCCGUACGGCGGCGGCGGUGGCUAUGGCUUCUAA
Aspergillus affinis is the source of this 1533-nucleotide messenger RNA. RefSeq names its product RNA polymerase II subunit 3. Gene Ontology annotation, biological process: DNA-templated transcription. Gene Ontology annotation, molecular function: pyrophosphatase activity; protein dimerization activity; DNA-directed RNA polymerase activity. Lineage: Eukaryota; Fungi; Ascomycota; Eurotiomycetes; Eurotiales; Aspergillaceae. The transcript is spliced from 5 exons. The coding region runs from base 1 to 1533 and encodes 510 amino acids. The record is from RefSeq and is a predicted model, not a curated record. Gene Ontology annotation, cellular component: RNA polymerase II, core complex.